Messenger RNA from Acanthopagrus latus (yellowfin seabream), 3178 nucleotides. Its product is annotated as von Willebrand factor A domain-containing protein 5A-like. The coding region runs from base 428 to 2887 and encodes 819 amino acids. The record is from RefSeq and is a predicted model, not a curated record. NCBI's taxonomy places the organism in Eukaryota, Metazoa, Chordata, Actinopteri, Spariformes, Sparidae. The transcript has 21 exons.
GAGGUGUCUAUGUAUAUAUAUAUAGCCGACCGACCGCUUUGAACACUGACAUACUGCCCGGCUCAUUGUCGACAUGGGAGCCGUGAGCCGUGAGCCAGGCGCUGUGCCCACCAGCCUCCCUUUACAGGAAGCCCUGCUCUUCCUCCUGAGUCACUGCAACACGAACUGAAGAGUGACGCCCUUCAUGUUUUGCAACGUCACUUCACGGACAGCAUUCUGCCAUGUACAUUAAGCUAGUGUGGAGGAGGUAAGUAGCUCAUAGUAACAGGAAGAGUCCACCUGUCACGAAUCUGUGGGCGUGGGCUUGAAAGUUUACUGCCAAACCAACCUGAAAACUUCCUCACCGCCUCUCCGGGAGCUUCCUGGACAGAUUGGACUCUCUUUAACAAGCGGUAACAAACCUGACAGUGUAACUUGUUAAACAGGCAUGAUGGUGAACUGCUGCGGUCUGCUCACUGCCAAUAAGGAACCAGUUCCUCUGAAGAGUGUGGAGGUGGAGCUGCAGGUGAGGGACCAUGUGGCUACAGUGGUCUCCACCCUGAACUAUGAGAACAAGGAGGACAAACCAGUAGAGGCUGUGUUUGUCUUCCCUCUGCCUGGAGAUGCUGCUGUCUGUCACUUCAGUGCUACGAUCGGACAGACGCAGAUUGUAGCUGAGGUGAAGGAGAAACAGCAGGCUCGUGAGGAGUACGAUGACGCUUUGAGCUCCGGUCAGCAGGCCUUCCUAUUGGAGGAGAGUGAUCAGAGUCCAGAUAUCUUCUCUCUGAGUGUGGGCAGCCUGCCUCCAGGAGAGAGCGCCUCCAUCAGGCUGGAGUACGUCACUGAGCUGGCUGUGCAGGCUGAUGAUGGGCUGAGGUUUUGUCUGCCUGCUGUGCUCAACCCUCGCUACCAGCCUCAGGAAAGUGGAGGCAGUGAAGGUGCCAGUGUUCAGGUGACCUCUGUUCCAGCCUCUCUGGUGCCCUACAGUCUGUCUUUCUCUGCCCGAGUGUCCUCUCCUCGUCCAGUCUCUAAAGUAGAGUCCAACUGUUCCCUGGACCCUCUCCAGUACCUCAACACAGAGCAAACCCAGGCCACGGUCAAGUUGGCUGCAGGACACAAGUUUGACAGAGACGUUGAGGUGCUGAUUUAUUACAAAGAUGCCCACCAGCCCACUGCUGUGGUGGAGGCAGGACAGGCCUCUGCCAAGCCUGGCUCUCUGAUGGGUGAUCCAGUAGUGAUGCUGAGCCUGUACCCUGAGUUCCCCCAGACUGUCAUGUCUUCACUGGCCUCCUGUGGAGAGUUUGUGUUCUUACUGGAUCGAUCUGGAAGUAUGGAUUGUCCAAUGAACAACAGCAAGAGAGACCAGACUCGCAUUGGCAGUGCCAGGGAUACUCUGCUGCUCCUGUUGAAGAGCUUACCAAUGGGCUGCUAUUUCAACAUCUACAGUUUUGGGUCAGGAUAUGAACACAUCUUCCCUAAGAGUGUGGAGUACAGCCAGAAGACCAUGGAGGAGGCUCUGAAGAAAGUUACAGACAUGAAAGCUGAUCUGGGAGGAACAGAGAUCCUGAAGCCCCUCCAACAUAUUCACAGCCAGCCCUGCAUUCCUAAUCAGCCGAGACAAGUGUUUGUCUUCACUGAUGGAGAGGUGGGGAACACCAAAGCUGUUAUCAAUCUGGUGAAGAAGAAUUCAGGCUCCCACAGGUGUUUCUCUUUUGGGAUUGGGGAAGGGGCCAGCUCUGCUCUUAUCAACGGGUUGGCCAAGGAAGGAGGAGGUCACGCUCAGUUCAUCACAGGGGCUGACAGGAUGCAACCCAAAGUGAUGCAGUCGCUGAGAUUUGCUCUGCAGCCAGCUGUGGUGGACAUAUCAGUCACAUGGGAUUUGCCAAAGGGAAUCUCUGUCACUGUCCUCUCUCCACCAAUCACAGCACUUUUCCAGGGUCAAAGGUCACUGGUUUAUGCCCAGCUCAGUGGACAGAGUUCAGAGGCAGCAGAGGGCUGUGUGACGGUGAAGUACAGCCUGGCAGGUCAUCCCUCUCAGAACCAGCUCCACUUCAGUCUCACACCUGCACAGGACACUGGAUUAACAGUCCACAGGUUGGCUGCUCGGACUCUGAUUCGCUCCCUGGAGAUGGAAGAGAGAGAGAGCAGAAGAGAGCAAGACGAAGGAGUGAAGAAGAAGGUGGUGGAGCUCAGUGUCCAAUCAGGAGUGAGCAGCACCUUCACUGCCUUCAUCGCUGUCAACAAAGGGGACGGCGAGACGAUUCAAGGACCUCUGGUGCGCAGAAAUGUUCCAACACCCAGAAUGAUGGCCUGUGCUAUGCCUUAUGGUGCACGGAGGAUGUGCUUUUCUGCUCCACCCGCAAUGUAUAUGAUGAUGAAUUGUGCUGCUCCCCAGAGCAGAAAGGUAAAAUCUAGUGGGGGCGGUGCUGGAAUUUUUAGUAAGAUGAAGAAGAAGCUCUCGGGAGGACCAGCUAAGAUGUCUGACCGACCGUUACAGCGUUCGGCAAGAGAAACUGAUUCUGCUGAGUGUUGGGAUAUAUCACCUGACUUGGAGGAAAGCUGCUCACUCGAACAGCCUCCCAGAGACUCUUUGCUGCAGCUGGUCUCCCUCCAGAAGGCGUCUGGCUGCUGGGAGUUGGAUCCAGCUCUGGCUGCUGCACUGGGAAAGACCAGCGAGGAGGUGGAGAACAAAAAGCCUUCAUCGGUGAACCAGGAAGUGUGGGCCACCAUUCUGGCUCUGAUCUGGCUUCAUGGCUUCAAGAUGGAUGCUCAGGAAGAGUGGGAGCUUCUGGCUAUGAAGGCUGCUUCAUGGCUCCGUGCUCAGAACGCGCCAUGUGUGACAGAGUGUGUGGAAGCUGGAAAUGCUCUGUUGGGUUGCAACGUGCAGAAAGACGCCCUGGGGCUCUGAGGUGUUCAUUAUACUGGCUUCUCUUGCAGAUUCACUUCAUCCUCCAAACUUUACUUUAUUAGAAUUGGAUCAUGCAUCACCUUGUUACAGUUAAAUCAUGUUCUUUGAUGUUUUUUUUCUUCCUUUUUACUAUCAAUUGGUGUUUCCCCUUGUUCUUAUGUUCUUUGGUCUUUUAAAUUUGUGUACAUUACAUGAAUGAAUUGAUUGUUAUUCCUGAGUAUGUUACACAUUUUUUGUCAGUUUGAGUCUAAAGCAACAUAAAAAUAAACUUGGAGCUUGGGAGAAAAUGAA